Messenger RNA from Colossoma macropomum (tambaqui), 748 nucleotides. RefSeq names its product secretory calcium-binding phosphoprotein 7 (gene scpp7). NCBI's taxonomy places the organism in Eukaryota, Metazoa, Chordata, Actinopteri, Characiformes, Serrasalmidae. The record is from RefSeq and is a predicted model, not a curated record. The transcript is spliced from 9 exons. Bases 129 to 536 code for a protein of 135 amino acids.
GAAACUUGGGCCCCCACCAAAUCCUGUCAGACCAUGGCAGUCCCUUGUGUUUCAAGGCAAUAUAAAGCGCAUGGUCUUCCAUAGUCAGAGCACUACUUCAGCAACACCUCAGACACUUAAGAUUCAACAUGAAAUCCCUCAUUUUUUUGGCAUGCAUCGUUGGAGUGGCCCUCUGCGCUCCGCAAGCUCUGUACUACGAGUUAGAGUACAAGCCUGUCCACGUGGUUCCACAGGGUGCUGCUGCCCCGGCUGCCCCUGUCGCUGCUGCUGCUCCUGCUGAGCUGGAGAUACUUCUGGCAGCUCAGAAUCGUGCUGGAGCUCCUGCCCUCCCUGCUCGUGGCUUCAUCAAACACGAGAUUCCCCAGCCUGCAGGCCGAGAGAGCGUUGAAGUUCUCUACCCAUUCGGCUUUGCCCCGGCUGCCCCAGCCGUUCCUGUUGCUCCAGCUGUUCCUGUAGCACCAGCUGUUCCUGUAGCUCCUGUUGUCCGGGCUUCUCCUCCCAGGAGCGAUGAUGAUGAUGAUGACCACGAUGACUAAAACAGAUGGACUGAUGAGCUGGCUACUGGAUUCAUAACGUAAAAGACAAAAAAAAGCUGCUUAUAGUGUUUUAGUGAAUGGAGGCAUUAAGGCGUACCCAGAUUGGCGUAUAGCCCUUUGGCUUGAUGCAUGAGAGCCAUUUCAGGUUGUUGCAAUGAUGUGUUGUGCCGCAUUAUUGAUGUGAGUUUAAUUAAAAAUAAGCUGUCAAAUCA